CCCCCUUCCGGUGUCGUGCGGUUACUGCGGCGGAUGUUGAUGUUUUGUUUCUGUUCUGCUGAAGUGAACGAUGUGAACUGAAUCUUCUCCGGGACGGACACAUUUUUUUUCUCCGCUCUUCUUCACGGCUCCCCUGACACUCUCUCCCCGGCAAGCUCCCUCUGUCAGUCGGCACCGUGUCUCUCCCGGUGUCCCCCCCGGGAAGCGCGAGGCCGAGUCGUGCGAUGAUGGAGGACUUUGACGAGAUCUACGAAGAGGAGGAGGAAGAGGAGGACGAGGACAGGGCCGCGGAGGAGCAGCUCCUCAAGUACGCUCCGGACCCGGUGGUGGUGCGAGGAUCCGGCCACGUCACUGUGUUUGGGCUUAGUAACAAAUUCGAGUCAGAAUUUCCUUCAGCACUUACAGGGAAGGUGGCGCCGGAGGAAUUCAAAGCCAGUAUCAAUCGCGUAAACGGCUGCCUGAGGAAGACGCUGCCGGUGAACGUGCGGUGGCUCCUAUGCGGCUGUCUCUGCUGCUGCUGCACGUUGGGCUUUAGUUUGUGGCCUGUCAUCUGCCUCAGCAAGAGGACAAGAAGAUCUAUAGAGAAGCUCCUGGAGUGGGAGAACAGCAGACUUUACCACAAGUUGUGUUUGCAUUGGAGACUAAGCAAAAGGAAGUGUGAAACCAACAACAUGAUGGAAUAUGUAAUCCUGAUAGAGUUCCUACCUAAGAUCCCCAUCUUCAGACCAGAUUAGCCCAACUGUGGCCGAUCUCACACCACCACUGCUGCCCAGCUCUGCCACAGAACCACGAUGACUGUCAAGCUCCUUUACAACUCCCCCAUCCCAAAAGACCAACACAAUAUUUUUGUUUACACAGUAGCAUCAAUCCUUUUUUGACUCAUUCUCCCACAUACUCUAUCUACACCCUUGUUUACAAAUCCAGCAUCCCGACUCCAGAACUGGAGCGGAUUCACAGUUGAACCUUCAUCCUUCGGACAAGCUGGCGCACUGUUAAGCCAUGCGAGCCGGUACCAGCCUGUUGGAUGUCAGAGGAGACCCAGCCACGGGCAGUAUUAUUGAUUUCGGAGCCAGGAGCUGGAGACUGGACUCUCGAACUGAGUUCUCUAAGCUAUAACUGGAAUUUCGUUUUUGUCACUUAAAUGUUCCCUAACCUAAGCACAUGGCACAGUCAGACCAUGAUAAAACACUUUCAAAUGUUGCCUACCGUCACACCGCCAACUUCACCUGCAAAAAAAUACACCCCAGUGCAUUUGUAUCAGUUGGUUUGGUGCUUUCGGUUCUAGGCUGUGGAGGCAACGUGACAUAAUGGAACUCCAAAGGAACCUUCAUCAAAAUAAACUCAGUAGCGGACUGAUGAGUCUGAUCAAAAUAUGUUGGGCCAGUGGCCAAAACAGCUUAACUCAAGAAAGAAAAAAAAAGUCACUCUUCUUAUCAACUACCAGACAUUGUUCUUCUCUCUCCUUUCAUAUCUCUGCACACUUACUGUGCGUCACCCUAACCCAGUGACAAUCACACACUUUGACUCUACUUCCCAUAGAAUGAGUGGGUCUUAAAUGCUACACUGUUUACCUGGAACAAUUUGUGUUUUUCACCAGUGUGUGUGUGCAGGUGAUGGGCUGGUUGCCAGGCAACUGCGUCUGAUUCACAGUGGAACAUGUGAGGAGGCCACUGAUGAAGAUGAGAGGAGCGCUUGGUUUCUUUAUAUAUUUUUUUAGUAUCUCAAGUUGUGUUUACUGUUCUGGUGAAGGGGGCAGUCUGUGCUUGUUAACCUGUUCACCAUGUUUGUGUGUGUGUGUGAGAAAAGUCUGAGGGCAAAACGUAUGCAAAAAAGACAAAUCAGACAUGAAGACACGCUUUACUCUGUAAAGCAGGGUUCUUUCCUCGGAAGUAUUUUCUUUGCCAUACCUGAUCUUUGUUACUUUUGUUGUAAUUUAUAAAUGUGUGAGUGUGCAUUUGUGAAAUAGGCCUCAGUUGUUAGUUUUUUUUUUUGUUGUUUUUUUUCUGCAAUGGUAUGGUUGUUUCCCCUUUUGUCUUCUGGACAUGUGUCAACACUAAAGCACACAAUCGCUUUGUCCUUAACACCUUCACAUGGGCCUCUCUUCCUUAUCAGCCAACCUUGGCCUGUUUAUAUGAGCGUUCCAAGUUGAGGAUGUGAGUCUUUUCUGAGAAAGUUCCUCUGUCUUAGACAUAAUCUGACUCAUUACAUUGAGAGGCCUGUGGCUAUUUAAGAGUGUUCGAUCCUCUUUAUUAGGCGUUGGGUAAUACCAGCGUUCUGUAUCACGAAGCAGGAUUAUUAAAGUCAGCUUCAUAACUGCACUGAAUAAAAUCAGAUUACUCCCAGAUCAGCAUCAUGGUCUUUAAAGCUGUGUUUUAUAUUAGCAAUAAUGAAAUGUGAAUCCUUUAACAAUGAAUCCAGAGAAAACUAGAAACUCAGUAGAAAGCAAACCUUAUCAAACCACUUUUAAAUUCACCAGAUUUUUAUUUGGAUCUACACCAAAUUGCACAAACUCAUAAAUAUCAAUGUUAUAUCAAUAUGUCUAUUUUUUCCAUCAAUAAAAAUAAUCAUGGAAAAUUUAGUAAUUAAGCGAGAAAAAAUCCUUUAUCAGCCCUUUGUCAAGACCCGCAAUAAAUUGAAUGGGUCCUUUUUCUUAGAUUAUGCAUAAUCCUGCCUACAAACCAAAUAACAGUCAAACGGACAUGGGUGCAACCUCCUUGGCUCCACACUUGCUCCCAGGUUUAUGAAGCAUUUUCACGUGUUUACUGAGUUGGUUCAUUCUCAGUCCCCUUACUAAUCUUGUGUGCAGAGGCAGGCAGACGUUUCCAAAGAUGAUGCACCUACAAUACGAUUGUGGUGCAGGUGAAGAGAGAAAUACUUGGUGAAUAUUGAACAUACAUCAGACGGUCAGAGACUACAAACUAAGGCUGGACGUUGUGGAAAAAAAAUGUCUUUCAUAUCAUUUUGUCAAAUUAUUAUUUCUUUCAAAUCUGAAGAAUGAGUAAAGGUUGUGGUUUCAAACGCAAAACUUUUUACAGAUAGGAUGCAUUAAACCUGUUUUAACUCCUCACUAUGCUUGUACAAUGUAUAAGCAAUAUAUCAAUAUAUAUAUAUAAGUUUUAUGAAUUAUAUUGCAAUAAUUCUUGUUAUUGUUUAUUGCCCAGCCCUACUCCAAUGAAUUCUCAUGUUUCACUAUCAUUACGUGUGCAAAUAAACCACUGGUAGUGAAAAGUUUAAAUCAACUUUAUAAAGUAAUAGUUAACAGGCUUUAGAAAAAAGUGGUUUCAGGCUCAAUUAAUUUCAGUUAUCAGGUUAACUAUCAAUCCUGCUUCGAGAUAAAGGCCCUAGACUAUUUCUUUUUAAGACUGUCAAUGUAUUACAGAUCACAUCAUACAGCACAUCUCAGUUUUAUUCAACAAACAAUCAUUUACCAUCAAGUGGGAGAAAGGUGAGAAGAAGAUAUCGAUCAAACUUCUCCCACUCAGUCCACCAAAAAAACACCCAGACACUGACUGACACUGUGAGAUUGUGUGUUGCAUGGGAAGUUGUAGGUCGCUCGGCUCUGGUUGAUUGUAUGGGUCACACUCAGGGGAUUAUUUUAGAAAAACAAUAUGUAGCAUUGGACAAAUCUCAGUGUCAGGUAUGUUGUGAAGUUACACCAGGGAGUCAAGUAACGACGUAACAUACAUCACACAUGAAAACGAUGUGUCUGGAGUUUGUUGGAAACAUGCCCUGAAGAAAAAAACUAUUUAAUCUAUCUGUGGACUUCCUGUUAAGACAGGAAGCAGUUUUAUACCACAGACCCACAAAUCUCAUUGGAUUAGUUUAUCUGUUAUACAACUGGGCCGCCAAACGGCUCAUCAGUCACUUUUCUAUUUUUUGAUUGUGGUCUGUUCUGUGUAAAUGGAGGCAUAUGGCCAUGUGCAGAUAUCUGUUGUGUGUGUGUGUGUGUGUGUGUAUGCACGGUGUGUGCAGAUGCAAAUAUUCUCUAUAGAUCUCAGACUGUGAUUGAACCCUGCACAGAAACCGAGUCAUUUUUAUAUAAUCUUGCGUUUGCUGUUUGUUUGCGUGUGUGUGAGGGAGAGAAAGGUAUAUGUACAUAUGACUCAUGAGAAAGUGUAUGUACAGUAAUAAACUACCAAUAAAUAAACAAGGCUAUGAGCAUC
Molecule: messenger RNA, 4163 nt
Organism: Paralichthys olivaceus (Japanese flounder)
Lineage: Eukaryota; Metazoa; Chordata; Actinopteri; Pleuronectiformes; Paralichthyidae
Gene: chic2
Product: cysteine-rich hydrophobic domain 2
Source: RefSeq, a predicted model, not a curated record